Prorocentrum cordatum is the source of this 1081-nucleotide messenger RNA. The record is from the annotation of a GenBank genome assembly. NCBI's taxonomy places the organism in Eukaryota, Dinophyceae, Prorocentrales, Prorocentraceae.
CUGCCCGGACCUGCCGCGGGAGAACAGCGCAGCCGGCGGCGCCGAGGGCCGCUCGCCGCUUCCCUCGCCCAGGGGGUCCGCAGGCAUGGCUGGAGCCCGCCCGCUUUGGCAGGGGCCAAUGGCAGGCGUGUGGACCUCGACCCUGCGGAGAACGUGCAGCGAUGCGCCGGCCGGCACCGUCAACAGGCGCAGGUCACACCCCAACGCCGACGGCGGCGCGGGCCGCAGCGGCGCAGCGCGUGGCGUGGCGGCGCCCCGGCCGCGCCUCAGCACGCCCGCCCAUCGCGGCGCCGCGGCGGCCGCCGUCGCGCCGCCUGGCCCCGCCGGCGCCGCGGCGCCGCCGUGCUCUCCGCCCGCCGCGCGGCCCGACAGGGCCGCCACCGUCGUGACGGUGGCGGAAGUGCAACUCCUGGAGGGGCCGAGCCGCGACCAGGGGUGCGCGUCGCCAUUGGGCGAGGGCUCCCCAGGCGGCCAGGCCUCCGCCUCGACGCCGAGGGUGCUGGAGCUGCUCGCCACCCUGAGGGUCGCGCAGGAGGAAGUCACCGACUGCAGGGACGAGUUCGCCCUCACCAGGCAGAGAGUAGCGGAACUCCAGCAGGCAAACGCGAAGUUGCUCGACCAGCUCGUGGCCGCCGUGGAGCACGGCAAGCAGCUGCAGGAGAGCAACCAGCGUCUCCAGCAGGAGAGCGACUCGUGGGCGCAGCGGUACAGCGAGGCCGAGCGCCGGUUGCGGGAGCUGGGUUGCUCCGCGGCGCCCUCGCCGAGGUGCGAGCAGCCCCCCAUCGACAGCGCUCGACACGACGACCGAGGGGCGCUGCAGAACUCCGCGAACUCCACGGACCCCGCGAGCAGAAGCACGAGCACCUGCUCCCCCCGCGGCUUCCGCUGGGCCCCCGACACGGACGGCGCCACGGGCAGCUGCUGCUCUCCCCUCGUCGCCCGCGGCGACUCCGAAGCCGAAGGCAGCCCGGCGCGCGCAGCCUCACCCGACGGGACCGGGCUGUGUUGGACGACGCCGCGAGCCGGGCGCGGCGGGGCCUCGCCGCCGCUGCCGGAGUCCGCGCGCAGGUGCUGGGCCUGA